GUUCAUACCGUUGCCGUGUUGGUAUGAAAACAAUUGCAUUUGGAUCGAAAGAAGAUCUACCAUCUCAGUGGAUGAUUUUUACUAGAAAACAUCGGCAAGAAAAUUUUCCUCGCCAGUGUUGAUUCCAUUUUGGGUUUCACUGUUUUAACGGCAAAGCGAAUUCACCCAACGCUGUCGUGUUCGGUGUCGCCAUUUUAACGAACGGGCUUGGUGUGGUCAGAUUGCUUCGUAGUUCACUGCAUUUCGAAAUCGCUGCCUUUUCUGUGUGGUUGAGAAGACGUCUUUUAUACGGGAGGAAAAAUACACAUUUCACAAGACCAGAGGUUUAAAUCGUGCGACGAAAUUGGAGGACUUCACUUUUGAAAACUUGGCAUUUGAAUGUUAGCGUGCGGGCCUUCUUUACGAACAAGAAAUACCGCUGUAAGCGUCUUUUGUGAAAGAAUAGUUAAUAUACCUCAAGACUUCUCCGUAACGUUUUCGUCUCGGCGAAUUAUGUUUUGAUAUAACGGACGAACCAUGGUAAACGUGAGAGAACUUAUCGACAACCUUCGGGCGACUAAACCGCCGUACGAAUGUCCUCUUUGCCAGAAGAUUUACAAGAGUUAUAGUGGAAUAGAAUAUCAUUUACGUGUUUUUAAACACGAUGGCACUGAUGUUGUAGGAACUACGCCGACUACUUCGAAAAAGGGAAAAGGUCGAGGUAGAAAAAGUGUUAAAAACAAGAAACCGCCGCCAUCGCCACCGACGCUAAGUGUUCCGAGAGAGACGCUAACUUACGCUCAAGCGCAGAAAAUUGUUGAGGUGGAAAUCGAAGGUUUUCCUCAUAGAAUCCACAUAAAUGAUCAAUUGGAUGUUGUGGAUAGUGAGGAAAUUUCUCAACCGGAGCCAGAAAAACCAGAGGAUGCUUUUGAAACAAUGCUGAUCAAGCCGCUUACCAGUUCAAAAUCGAAGAAUGAACAGUCAAACGAGAACAAUAACAGAAUAAGCUUGCCGAGUGCGGAGUACAGUGAGAAAAUGGAAUCGGGAUUCAGGCAACCCGAUGCACCUACGAGACCUACCGCUUACUUCCGAUUUAUUGAGCAGACCACUGAAGAACUAGACGAAAUGGUUGAAUAUGAUAUGGAUGAAGAAGACUAUGUUUGGUUAGAUACAAUUAACGACAAGCGAAAAGCUGAAGGAAUCGCGCCGGUCUCUCAAGAAAUAUUUGAAACUCUUAUGGACAGGUUGGAAAAAGAGUCUUACUUCGAAAGUCAAACUAACUGUGAUCCAAACCAGUACAUCGAUGAAGAUGCUGUGUGUUGUAUUUGUAACGAUGGAGAGUGUCAAAACAGUAACGCAAUCCUGUUUUGUGACAUGUGUAACUUAGCCGUCCAUCAAGAAUGUUAUGGUGUGCCUUACAUUCCCGAGGGACAGUGGCUGUGUCGUCGAUGUCUGCAGUCACCAUCUAGAGCUGUGGACUGUGUUCUGUGCCCAAACAAGACUGGUGCUUUUAAACAGACAGACACUGGAAAAUGGGGGCAUGUUGUAUGUGCAUUGUGGAUACCAGAGGUUUGUUUUGCAAACACAGUUUUCUUGGAACCUAUAGACUCCAUUGAAAAUAUUCCUCAAGCUCGAUGGAAGCUCACUUGUUACAUUUGCAAGCGUAGACAUGGUGCAUGCAUCCAGUGUUUCAAAACAAACUGCUAUACAGCAUUUCAUGUUACAUGUGCACAACAAGCAGGCUUGUACAUGAAAAUUGAACCUGUAAAAGGUGAGAAUGGUCAAGUGACAGUCCGAAAGACAGCUUUUUGUGAUGUUCACACACCAACAAACUCUGAAGCAGGAAGAGAGGAGGAGAACAGUGAAGAUGAAAUUAAAGAAAAAACAAACAUUUCUAAGAGCAAGACCCCAAGCAAGACUCCUGCAAAAAUAACCAGCAAGUCUGCAAAAUCAGCAAAGUCCAAACGCAGCAUCAAAAAGUUUAGGAAACUUUUGGCAGAGAAGAAAACCACUGCAGUUCCGAUUGUUAAUAUUCCUUUUAUACCAGCUCACAGGUAAGUUUCCUAUGUAAUGUUCUGACACCUAAUAGAUGUGUGAAAAUGUAAUCACAGAAAUCUGAAAUUUUCUUUUGAAAGUUGUAAUUCAACACAGCUGUUGCAUAGCAACUAUCGAUGAUCUACUACUGCCAUAGUUUUUUAUUUAUUUUUAUUUUUUAUUUUCAUGUUGAAUGAGAAUCAUUCUUUGAAUUACUGCAGUAAAAGACCAGGUUUUUUUUCAAGCUGCUUAGAAAAAUAUACGUAUAGAUUUUGGCUUUGUCUUGCAUGUGCGUGGAAAAGCUUUGGGAACAUGACUGUUUAUUUUACCUUUUCUUCUGUCUGUGGUGAUGACCAUGUUGAAUAAGGAAAAAGUCACCCACACUAGGCAUUAAGCUCUAUAUUCGAUCAGAUUGGACACCUGUAUUGAUAAGAAUUUUUGUUUAAUUUGACUUAAUUUACUUUAGCUUUCAUUUUCUGUACCUUGUUUUGGCAACACAAAAGUAGGAAUAUGUUAAAGCAAAUGGCUUUGGAGUGUAUCACCAGUUUAUAAUCAACUGUAAUGAAGAACACAACCAAUGAUCAUACUGCAUGAGUAUUUCGCAUACUGGUUAUUUAGUUUUCAUUUAGACUGUUCAGAUUUAUAUUUGCCCCAUAUGAUUUAUAUACACAUGUAUGCAUAUAUAAAUUUUUUUUAUUGUGAAUAUAAAGUUUUGCACACUUCAUUAAAUGGGGCUUCCAACUGAUAAUAGUUAAUAAUUCAUUCAAAUCUCAGCUUACAAGGCAUAAUGAUUCUUACUGAAUAGGUCUUCAUGAAUUUUUUAACUAUUGCACCAGCAAUUUGUCUGAAGGUUGUCAUUUUUGAGUGGGAAUUUUGUCAGAGGAGCAGGUUGCCUUUAAAACAACAUAUCAAGUACAGCUGUCUUGCAGUCAUUAACAAUAUGUGCACCACUUUUGUUAUUUGUUAUGGAAAUUUUUCAGUCCAAAACAACAAUUAUGCAUCUAAUAUUAGCCCCCUAGUGUGGAACGUAGACUGAUAAUGAAUAUUUUACUCUGGAUCUAUUUGAUCUAAAGUAUUUCUUUCUUAUUUAAGUCACGAUUAAAAACUUUUUUAGUGAAAAUUUGUGCAGUCACUAUCCACAGUAGGUAACAAAUUUACUGUUUUUGACUUUCCUUAAAUGAAAGUUUUCAACAGUGAAUAGUUUCUAUCAAUUAAUGGUAAUAUUGUACUACUAUUUUACACUAGAUAAUUAUUAUUGAAAAGUUUGAAAUUUUUUAAGUUCUUUUCAGUUAGUAUUUGUGUUAGGGAUUUUAAUGACAUUCUUAACCCUUUAACCUCAAAGAGUGACUCGUAUCCAAUUUCUCCUCGCAAUAUCACCCCUGAAUCACACAUUAAUGUCAUGGGAAUAAGGAUAUGAUCACUAACUUAAGAAACCCUUGAUUGUGAACCCUCUAACUCCCAUUAGUGACCAAGACAGAAUUUCUCCUUACAAUAUUAAUACAAUAUCAGGCAGAAAAGUGAUGAGAAUAAAGAAAAAUGUUAAUUAGGAGAUUAUUAGUUGAUCCAAUACCAAAUUCUCCAAGCUAACUUGGCAAAAACUAUAUGGCAGACAGUAAGGAGAAUUACUGAUGAGAUCUUGGGAGUUAAAGGGUCAAGCAAAUGCUCCACAUCAGCAUCAAAGGAAAUUUCUAGAGAACAGCAAGGAGAAUGUGCAUACCACUGUUAGGGUGUGAGGGGUUAAUACUAAUGGUUCUUGGUUUUUUUUUUUUUUUGUUUUUGUUUUUUUUUUUUGCAUUACCUUCAGACUCAGUAAGAUUGUGGGACGAGUUGCCAUGGCACGAAAGGCUCAGUUUAUUCAGAGUCUUCAAAGCUAUUGGAUGUUGAAACGACAGUCCAGGAAUGGAGUUCCACUGUUGAGAAGACUUCAGGCCAGCCAUCAAAGUCAGAAAGCUGGUGCUGAUGAAGUAUGUAGUUCUAAUUAGUAUUUCUGAUACAGAUUUUUUAUUCUGAUUUGGGAGAAUUUAACUAUCUUCAGUGCUAAAUGCUUUGAAUUUUCUCCCCAGUCAAGCGAAAGGUCACUGAGGAUCAAAGCUAUGAAAGAGCAGCUACACUUCUGGCAACGACUGCGGCAUGACUUGGAGAGAGCACGUUUGUUGGUGGAGUUGAUCAGAAAGAGAGAGAAGCUUAAACGGGAACAAGUAAGUUUCUCCAGGGUUUCAUACCAGUUCUGCAUGAAAAGCCAUAAUCCCUCUUACGGAAAUCAUUGCCAGAAGUACAUGUAUUUGGUCUUAGAAGUCAGGGUGUCCAGACAUUUUUAAACUGUUAGGUUCCCUGUGGCUUGUAGGUUCUUUUAUAUACUUCAGCCUUGUUUUCUCAAUCUCUGGAUCAAAAUUAGUUAUUCCAGUAAUCUUCUAUGUUGCCAAUAUUUGGUCUUGGGAAAAGGGUUCAGAAAACUCUUGCCAGGUUUUACUCAUAAUGCUUAGUCCUGAAAAAAGGUUUUUAAUAUUAGAAAUUUCUUAAAUUUGUAUACAGCAAUCCAUUUGAUUUCUGAUGUACAACCCUUUAACUCCCAUAAGUGACCAAGACAGAACUUCUCCUUACAAUAUUAAUACAAUAUCAUGCAGACAAGGGAUGAGAAUAAAGAAAAAUCUUGAUUAGGGGAUGAUUAGUUGAUCCAUUAACAAAUUCUUCAAACUAACAUCACAAGAACUGUAUGGCAGACAGUAAGGAGAAUUACUAAUGAGAUCUUGGGAGUCAAAGGGUUAAGGAACUUACAAACAAAGAAAAAGGGCUCCUAUUUCAUUUUUUGUUUUAAUGAAGCCAUUAAAAAAAUGUUGAUUGCUUUGGAUAAUUUUUUUUUUCAAACCUGUUGGUUGCCAAUUGGCAACUUUUCUCCAGAGUUAAGUCACCAAAUAUAUUUUUCACUCACUGGGGAAGCCAAAGUGGAGCUCUGAGAAAUGCAGAAAUACAUGAGCAGUUGGAAUAAUCAUAAAAUCACCUUGCAAAAAGGUCUACAUGUAGACCCAUACAGGAGUAAGCUCAGCAGUUUUGAUAAUCAACAUGACAAGCAGACCCUUACAAACCAUAAAAUAACAUUUUAUUUUAAAUAUUUCUAUCUCCUGACUGAUCAGGUGAAAGUCAAACAGCACGUGGUGGACCUGCAGUUGCAGCCACUGAACAUUGUUCUCAGGAAAACCUUGGAGCUCUUGCAGACGAAAGAUCCUGGAGAAAUCUUUGCUGAGCCUGUUGAUACUGAUGAGGUAUGGACACAGAAUCAGAAAACAAAUAAAUGAAAUGCUUCACUUCACAGUAUUUUCUUGUAUACCCAGUUUGACUCCCUGUUGUGCAAAUUUCCCCACCCAGCAUUCAAUAGGAGCUAGUAGCCAGUCAAGAUCGCUGGCUAGUCUGCCAUCUUCAGCAAGCUUUUCUCACCUUAUUUUGAUUUAAUUGCUGAUAAAAAUUGUGCAAUAAUUGAAAUUCCUUCAAUAAAUUCUGUAUAGUAGCCAUUCUCAAGGCUCCAUCCCUGUUCCUGUUUUGAUACUAUGCCCAUUUUCUCAACCCUUUCACUCCUAAGAUCUCAUUAAAUUUGUUUUGAGAAUUUGGUAUUUGAUCAACUUAUUAUCCCUUAACCCUUUAACUCUCAGAUCAAAUGUUUCAUUCUGCUUACUGUCAAACAUACAAUUCUUAUAAUGCUAGUUCAGAGAAUUAAGUAUUGGAUCAAGUUAUUAUCCCAAAUUGAUAUUUUUUUUAUUCUCAUCACUUAACUGGUUGUUAUUGUAUUGAUAUUGUGAGGAGAAAUUCUGUCUUGGUCACUCAUAGGAGUUAAAGGGUUGAUAGGUAUUUUUCUUUAUUCUCAUCACUUGCUUGCAUGAUUUUGUAUAGAUAUUGUAAAGAGAAAUUCUGUCUUAGUCAAUAGUGGUAGUUAAAGGGUUAACUGAUUUCACAAGGAAAUAUUUGGCUCUUGAAAGGAGAUGUACUUAUCAAAUCUAAGAGGCAGGUCUGCUGUGAAGGAUUUUCAUACAAUCUUGGUAUUAAAGGAAUAUGCGUUAUCCAUCUUGUCGUUAACAUUAGACAGAGAAAAAAACUCUCAGUCUUCAUAACAAUCUAUGCUCCACCUCUAAGUAACAGGAAAUUCUUUGGUGAGGUAGACAAUUACUAGAAUCAUUUCUGACAAAUAUCCUGCAUACUGCAAGGAUUAGAAAUACUGUAAGGUUCGUGUGAGUGGCAUUGCUAAGUUUUCUUCAAUCCUUAGGUCACUGACUACCUGGAAGUUAUAGAUGAACCUAUGGACUUCUCGACAAUAUCAAAGCGUAUUGAUGACAAUCACUACACCACAAUGGAGCAGUUUGAACGAGAUUUCAAUCUGGUCAUCGGCAAUUGUUUAAGAUAUAAUGCUCCAGACACCAUUUACUACCGUGCAGCGCUCAAAAUGCGAGAUCAAGGACGUCCCAUUGUACGUGCCGCCAGGCGGCAAGUGGAGCGGGCUGGUAUAGACCCAGUAACAGGUCUUCAUACAGAGGAGCCACCAACACUGGCAGAUAGAGAACCUACUGAAGAAGGUAUGGAAAAAAUAAUUAAUAGAAGUGAUAAUAGUAAUAAAAAUAAUGAUAACAACAAUAGUGGUGAUUAUGAUGACGAUGAUAACUAUAAAGAAACUAAUAAUGAUAAUAAUAAUAAUAAUUAUUAUUGUUGUUGUUGUUAUUAUUAUUAUUAUUAUAUUAUUAUAAAACGCUUUAUUUUCACAAGAGUGGUUAUAGAUAAAAGUUUGAGGAUGUUGAAAACAAUGUUUCGAAAGCACCAAACAGCUACAAAGCUUCUUUCAAUUUUUUUCAUUUUUGCGGUGCAUGACAUUCCCAUAUUGGUUCGUUUCACGCUGAUGUCUUACCACACAGUCUUACUCUUCACGUUAAAUGUCUUGAACGUAUCUUUUCUCUGGCUGAAGAUGUGUAGUUUGUGAGGUACUUCAGAUCGCGACCAGUGCGCCUUUUGUUCAGGUACUGAAACUUCAGUUUCAUUGGAACAAGAAGAGAGUCUAGGACUUUGCAUCAACCGCGAUGUAUUGUAUAAAUCGUGAACCUUUAAUAGCAGUCAGGUGCACUUGUAGCAUGAUAAAGUUCUUAACAACAUUUUCUUGGUUGGUUUAGAUUUCGUCCUGACAGAGGAGCAGAGGAGGGACAUGACUCUGGAGGAGCAGUUAAAAGAUCUGCAGGAGAAACUGGACAUGACUCAGGCUAUUAAACAUGGAGGUCAGAUUUGUGAUAUGUUGCUGCAGUGUUUACUGCCAGGCGACCCCAGAAACCUUUGCGUAAACAAAAGGAUCCGGUUGCUGGCAACUCACUCAUUUACGUAAUAGCUCAUGACCUGGUUGUUCGGAGGAUGGGUAAUGCUAUCCUCUUGAAAAAUCCCAAUCCGGUGGAUAGCGCAUUAUUCUGUUGGUUAGUGUUAUCCGCCAUUUGGACAAACGGGCCUAAGGCUGUGACUAGCAGGUGAUCAGCUUAUGUGUCUGGGUCGCCUGUUCUACUUUGCGUUUAUGAAAGCUUUUGAGGAACAAGAUACCCCAGAUUUCUGACAAGAGCGUUUAAGCACCUCGCGAUUCUUUUCAGAGCAUAGCUGAGUGAAAGUUAGAUAAGACUUUUCUUUAUUACUUUCUUUGUAUGACUGUGGAAAGAGUUUUAAAACUUUUAGUACAAAUAAGCUAUCUUUUUUUUUUUCCAGGAGUCAGAGCUACAAGGGUUCGAAUGUUACGUAAAGAGAUCGCUCUGGUCAGGAGGAAACUUAACCAGGAGAAGAGACAUCUUUCAGAAUCAAGUGGUUUGUGAUUUUCUUAUUUGUUGUUUAUUCGUUGACGCAGAGCAAGCUUCUUGUCAUCAACUAUCAUUUUGUUUUAGGAUUUAUGUUUCGGUUGUACAGCAAUCAUUUUAUCCUUUUAACUCUUUACUCCCAAGAGGUGAUGAACAUGUAACUCUUCCCUAUGAUAUCCAUACAUUAACAUGCAAACAGGUUAUGAAAAUACUCAAACUUAUCUGGUAGAAAUUGUUGUUUUGAUCUAACGCUAAUUUAAGGAAAUGCGCAGCAGCUAGAUGGGGGAAUUCGAAAUUAAAUUUUGCGAGUUAAGGGUCGAACGUUUAGACUGCGUUAAUUUUGGCAUUUCAUAAAAAAAUAUUCGUGGCAAAGAUAUCGUAACUGUUUCAGAGAAAAAUAAAUGGUCAUCAAGGGUGUCUUAUCUGUUGCGUAGAGUUUGUAUCCAGUGUGUUUGAUUUUCCUUUUUUAUUUUUUUUAACCAGGGCUUUAUUGUGGCAAACUAAUUGUAAGAACUUGAACGUUUUAAUGAUGUCUCUCUUCCCAAGCGGUAUCUUUUGUCGAGUUAGGCACAAGGGUUUUGAAAUUUGAUUUAAAGCGAAAAAUUUCCUGGAGGAAAUACUUAAGAAAAGUGAUAGAAAGGUGAACAGGGAUUUUUAAAUUUUGAUCUAGUAUUUGUUGUUGUGUAUAGCUGGUGGCCUGGACGGAUGUAACCUCAGCGAGACCUGUCUGUCACCACUCGAAGACGAACAGCCACUGAAGAAAUUUAGACCCAUUGACGAGAAUGACACUCUGAACGGCCCGCAGACCACCAAACAUCUGGACACUGAAGACCAUCGUUUGGUAGGUGACAGUCUCCUUAACAGUAGAGCUACUGCCAAUCCUAGUCCUGGUACGAGCCGGCGCAGUGGAAUCUUGUUCAACAAGGGAAGGCACAGGGCCAGGAGGAAUCUUUCUUCGGGCGCCGACAAGUUCCCUUUCGAUAUUCUGCCACCAGCGAAUCACGCGUUAAAGACAACAGACUCGGAUAGAACGCUUGAUCCUGUUGCCACGGAGUGCCAAGUGACUGAGAAUUUGCAUACGGAUGAAGUCGGUGAAGAAGAUACUGUGUUCGAGGACAGACAUCAGCCAGCUCCCCAAGAGGAAAAGAGACCUCACAAACGACACUCAACAGACAAUGAUACUUUUUAUGUACCCAAGAAAACUUAUAAAACAGAACUCGGUAAGCUGAUCGAAGACGCUACCCUGCCCAUGUUUGACACGCAUCCGUCCGACAGAGGCCAUAACCACUUUGCGUGCGCGAAUGGUCUGCGGCAGCGAUCGUAUCGGUCGUACACCAGCGGAUCCGAGUCGGACAUCAGCGAGAAUGUGAGAAUGAACGGCACUCGCGCUUCCCGAGAACUGUGUCGAAAGUUGUCGGUAUUUUCCGAAGAUGAUGAACAGAGCACCGAUACGGAAAACAGUUCUGCUGAAAAUCGGGUUAUGAACGGACCAGUAGACGGGAGAAAGAAAAAGAAACCCGCGGCAAGACCUCGAAAGACGACGUCAGAUUCAGAGAUUGCUGAUCUCCCUCCUCUGCAACCGCUGGAUUUAGUUUGGGCAAAGUGUCGAGGAUACCCAUCCUAUCCUGCACUGGUAAGUACUGUCCUCAGGCAGUUUUACAGUCCUUAUAUUUUCAAGGGAGUCACAUGGCGAUGAGUUUAGUAUCCUGUUCCAGGCGUUCAGCUGGUAAAUCCGAGCGGAGGAGUAAAAAAAUGGGGGAGGCUUGGGUCGGGCAUUACGCAACCUGACCCAGGUCUCCCUCGUCACUCCUCUGCUAUCAUGUAUGUACGUAUUUGGGAUAUUUAGCCUGGCCCAGGCUUGUUUGAAAGGACGUCAGACCACAACACCAGGAGCUACGUUCCCUACUCUGCGAGAAGUGCAUGGGUUGUUCAGCGUCCCCUGCUAACCAGUACAGAGGGAAUUUAAGAGACGUCCUCUUCCGAGAGGUCUAGAAUGUCGAACCAUUUACAGCACAUUCUCCUGAGUUAUUUUAAGUCCCAGAGUGUUGGUCCAGUCUGGGGCUUGAACUCGACCUCCCGCACGGUAAUCCGGUGCUGUGAAACAUGAGCUAACUAAGCGCGGUGAAAGUGGCACUCUUCACCAUCGCGCUUCGUUUUACUAACUGACUGCCUUGAACACGUUUUCUUUUAAGCUAGUACGAGUAUCAUGUAGAACUGCCAUCACACCUGAACAUCAGUGUGUAUAUUCGUUACACCGUUCUAUAUACAAUUCUCAUGUUACUGAUAAGGCUGUUUAAUAAUCAAGAGCUUCUGUUGAGGUUCCCUUCAGUUUCAAUUUCAAUUUUUACAGCCUCGUGAAUGCCUGUUUUGAGAAUGAUUUUAAAUAUAUUCAAACAUAACUUUUUUUGGUAUGUUUUACUGUUAAUUUUCAUUAUAAGUAAUUUUCGUUAUUUAUUUAUUGUCAUGCUCGUGCAUCAAAUGUAUUUAAGAAAUCAAUUUCUGCGUUGUUCCACUUCGUCGGAAUUUCCGACUUUUGUACAGUUCUCGGCUGGAGAACUGACGAUUUCACCUUUAGGGGUGGUGAUGGUGGAUAUGAGGGUAGGGUCGGUGGUAGUGAACGGUAUUACAGGCUCAUUUCGUUGAUUCUUUCAUCAAUAGAUAAUAGAUCCUCGAACGAAGAAAGGUUUCCUUCACCAUGGCGUGCCAAUUCCUGUACCACCUGAGGAUGUGUUGAAGGAGAGGACUAUUACUGACGAGCAUCUCUAUCUUGUGCUGUUUUUCGACGCAAGGCGAACUUGGUAAGAGUUAUGUGUCGAAGCGCAAUAUCCCUACGUAAGUGUGACUCAUAAGAAAAAAUUCGAUAUUACUUGUUAUACCAGUGUUAUCUCCCGUUUACAUCGCACUCUGGGAUGGGUGAGUUUAUUUGACACAGCCCGCUAAAAAUUAAAUCUGUUUUUGUCUACCAAAAACAAAGUCAGUACUCGAGUCAAGUGUCCCAUCUAGCUGGAGCUUACCCCGGUCCCCUUAACACGAAGCGACUUGAAGUAUUUCUUCUUCCCUCUGGAUGGGAUGUUAGUCCAUCGUAAGACUUUUAUUUAUCGUGAAUUGAGCAAGGCUUGGGUAAGUUAAUUCUUGCAUUUGGUUAGAUCAAAGGGGUGCGUGUUUUCCAGACCAAUCACAGAGCGUAGUGAAGAAGAAUCAAUUCGAUCACAGAUUACACGAUUAUUCGAUUUAAUUCAUAGUUUUGGGUUUUUCUGACUUAAGGCAAUGGCUACCGCGUCACAAACUUGAACCACUGGGCCAACACGGAGAGAGAGACGAGAACAAGUUACAGGAGGGUCGGAAGACGUCCAUGAGGAAAUCUGUCAUGCAAGCCUACGAACGGGCUAUAAUUCACCGAGACCAAGUACAAAGGGGUGACUCGCGGGACUCCGACGACGACGACGAUAGUUACGGAGAUGCCGACAACAAUGACGAAGAUCAGGGGGUCAACGCGAAUGGUAACGAAGUCGAGGAUGACGAGGACAGCGACAAUGAAGUUGAAGACAUCGAUGAACGCGAACUAGAGGAAAAUGGAUUUGUUUAGAAGCUGUUUUUUAUUGUCGUUGUUUGUUAGAUAUCUCGCUAGUUGUUCCAAUUGGAUCGAUUUCAAAUUGGAUGUAGCUCAGAUACAGUUUAGAGGGCUUCCAACAAAAUAUAUUUCCUUCCACUGAAAAUAAAUCUUAUGGCAGCUAAUCCGUACGAUACGAUAGCACACCUGUUCACAUGCAAUUUUUUAAGCUAGAGAAUUUAACAUCCAGGAGUUUCUGAAAUGUUUUUUUUUCCUCCGACUUCGAUUCAAAAUAAAGCGCAGCAAAGGCAUGGAAGAGUUUUUCGAUAGAAAGUGCGUUCAGAUGCCAUGUGGCAAGGACGUUUAAUAAAGCACACGUAGCAUUUUAAAACGUCGCACCAUAAAUUUGAUCUGUACUAUUGUAUUUAUACUUAGAAACCAAAUCAGUCUGUAAAUGUUCUUCUAUUUUUUCUGAGACAUCUCUUUUUUAACAAAUCGAGUGAAACCCGUGAAGUUGUUGUUUUGUGUAUCUACCCUUCAUUCGUGUUGUAUAUCUUGUAAACCUUUGCAACCCAGGGUCAAUAAACUCGUCUACAGUGACAUUAUUGCUGUUUGGUUUUGAGAGUAGCAGCGCAUUUCGCAAGUUCUAAAACGAGAACUCAAAACCGAAGUUAUCACAGCAGCCAAUCACAGCGAAGUUUAGUAUCACA
This is a messenger RNA of Pocillopora meandrina, 12074 nucleotides long. The record is from the annotation of a GenBank genome assembly. NCBI's taxonomy places the organism in Eukaryota, Metazoa, Cnidaria, Anthozoa, Scleractinia, Pocilloporidae.